AUGAGGUGGGUGAAGGGAACUAGGCACUGGGAUUGUAUAUUUUUGUUUUUAAAAUACCAGUUGCUAAGGUAAGGAGAGGGAACAUUUUCUGAUGUUCUGGAGAAACUGAGUCUUAGGGAAGGAAAGUACUAUGCAAGUAAGCACGUGAAGCAAUGUUUUGAAAGCAUGGAACAAGUGAAUAAUCUUAGAUAAAUACAAGCACUAAGGCAGCUGAGUCUACAUCCUACUAUCUUUAUGUUACAUAAAGUUGUUUUUGAUGAAAAUCCUGGCUCCCUUUCACUGGUAUGUGAAUUUAUGGCCAUGAAUAUUUAUGAGCAGAUAAAAGGAAGGAGAAAGUCAUUGCCUGAAAAAAAAAGAAUCAGGAACAACAUGUACCAGAUAUGGAAGUCUCUAGAUUGCCAGAACACCCUGAAAUUAAGAGAUCUUGGAUCUUGUAGGAGUAUCUGUUCUCAUCAGGCACACAGUACUUCCCCACGCUGGUACUGAGCACCUGAAUGUUUGCUUACAAAUGGGCUCUAGAGUUACAAAAUUGGCAUGUGGAGUCCUGGCUGUGUUUUCUAUGAAAUCACAGGUUUCCAGCCUCUUUUUGGAUCUAAUGAGCUGGACCACAUUUCAAAAAUCCAUGAAGUGAUAGGCACUUCUGGUAACAAAACUCCAAAAGUUCAAGCAAAAGGAAAAGGAAAGCCUUCUCUUGUGCACAAAUUGCCUUUCAAAGGUUUCUAUUUCCUGUAUGCAAUGAUAAAAUAUGACCCCUGUGAGAGAACUGCUCCCCAUCAAACCUUAUAGCACCCUUAUUUUCAAGAACUCUGGCAAACAGACAAUACAUGAGCUUUAACCAUGUACAAAAAAUUAAGACUAGUAGAAAAUACAUCAGGGCAAAUACCUCAGUAUUUGUGGUAAAUUGCAAAGGCAAGUCCAAGACAGGAAAGUCCAGGAGAAAAACCAAAUCAACAACAUGGGCCUCCACUGGGAGAAUUACCAAAAUUAAAUUUUUCUGGAGCAGCCAAAUUGAUUUCCUGUCCUACUCCUACAUUGCAUGCCAUUUUCUGGGGACCUAAGGAAGAUGGUGGAACCCCUGUGUUCCAAUCUGUCAGAUUUAUUGGAUCAAAUAUUGAGUCUGAGAAACAGAAGGCACUUGAGUCUUCCCUGAAACAUUUCCAUUUGCCUGCUACAGAAGGAAUAGAAGUCAGGAAAAGGCUGGCUAUGCAGUGA
This is a messenger RNA of Pseudopodoces humilis (Tibetan ground-tit), 1212 nucleotides long. The record is from RefSeq and is a predicted model, not a curated record. NCBI's taxonomy places the organism in Eukaryota, Metazoa, Chordata, Aves, Passeriformes, Paridae.